Molecule: messenger RNA, 196 nt
Organism: Gryllus bimaculatus (two-spotted cricket)
Lineage: Eukaryota; Metazoa; Arthropoda; Insecta; Orthoptera; Gryllidae
Source: the annotation of a GenBank genome assembly
AUCCUUGUUGGACCAAGGGAGAUGACACCCACUGCAAGCUAUGGGAGGGUGUUCUAGUGCUGUUGAACAUGCCUGCUACAGCAAGUGCAGCAGAUGCUAUUCUAAGCCUUGUAAAGAUACUUGGGGCGGUGACAGAAGCCAUUCUGGAGAAAUUCUGUGCCUUCGGUGUGUGGUUAAGUGCACAUAUUCCUGGCUU